UCCUUUUUUUUCUACCAAAAAAUCAAGCUUAUUACCCCCCAACCCCAAGGAAAAAAAAUUCAUGACAUCCCACAAAUCAAUCAUCCAAAAAGCAACCAAUACUCCCUCCUACAAAAAGCCAAUCCCUACUCACAAUUUCAUCCCAAUAAAUCAACCAUCAUACUCCCCCACACACACAAAACUAUGCGCAAUGCAAUACUCGCAGCAAAAGUAGUUGAGAAUCCCCACGUAAAACCCCACCUUAAAUCCCCCCCUCCUCUCCUCUCCUCUCCCCCCUCACAAAAAAAAAAACUCAUCAAACAAUUAAUGGAGCUAGCACUGCUCUCCCUCUUCAUUCUCCUCUCGGUUGUUUUCCUACUCACCCUCCUCAGAAACAUCCACGACCGAAACAAACACAAGCAAUGCUACCUCAUAGACUACGUCUGCUUCAAACUCCCCACCGAUCUCUGCGGCGAGAUCGUCCGGCGCAACAAACUCCUCGGCGUGCCCGACUACCGCUUCCUCCUGAAGGUCAUAGUCAGCUCCGGCCUCGGCGAGAACACCUACGGGCCACGCAACAUCAUCGUCGGCGACGAAACGUCCCCGGCCCUCUCCGACUCCCUGACCGAGAUGGACGAGUGCUUCGACCCCACCCUCGACUCCCUCUUUCGGAAGACCGAGGUUCGUCCGUCCGAAGUCGACGUGUUGGUCGUCAACGUGUCCAUGUUCUCCCCGUCUCCCUCGCUGUCUUCGAGGAUUAUAAACCGGUACAAAAUGAGGGAGGAUACCAAAGUCUUCAACUUAGCCGGGAUGGGGUGCAGCGCCAGUUUAAUAUCCCUGGACUUGGUACAAAACCUGUUCAAAUGUUACAAAAACAAGCUGGCUGUAGUCGUCACGUCCGAGUCGAUCGCGCCCAACUGGUACUCGGGGAAUCACAGGUCCAUGCAGCCGGAACUGCUUGUUCAGGUCGGCGCUGCGGCGAUCUCUACUCUCCACACCGUCCGAAGCUGA
Asparagus officinalis (garden asparagus) is the source of this 990-nucleotide messenger RNA. Its product is annotated as 3-ketoacyl-CoA synthase 19-like. Lineage: Eukaryota; Viridiplantae; Streptophyta; Magnoliopsida; Asparagales; Asparagaceae. The record is from RefSeq and is a predicted model, not a curated record. Gene Ontology annotation, biological process: fatty acid biosynthetic process. The transcript has a single exon. Gene Ontology annotation, molecular function: acyltransferase activity, transferring groups other than amino-acyl groups. Bases 184 to 990 code for a protein of 268 amino acids. Gene Ontology annotation, cellular component: membrane.